CGAUCGAAAACCUUAGAGGAUGGAAGAGACAACUCAUUACCAUUUCCAAUCGAUGUCAUCAUGGAGAUAUUCUCGAGGCUGCCGGUGAAGUCAAUAGCGAUAUGUCGGUGCGUUUCGAAGACCUGGUCCUCCGUCCCAAGCUGUUGCUCGCCUACAAAAAAGGCGGUGAGUUGUUCUUCUUCUCGGCACCUCAGCCGCAAAAUCCGGAUGCGAGCUCGUCUCCAGUAGUGGCCACUUAUCAUAUGAAGUUGUCCUUUGAUGCCUACUUCCGUCGUAAUAGUGGGUUUCAAAUAAGUGGCCUUGAUCAAGGCUUGGUGGGUCUUACUGAUCAGUGGUUCCUACGGGGAAGUAAGUACUCGGCGCCGGUGAUCUGCAACCCUAGCACAGGACAAUUGUUUGGGUAUGAUCCUAUUGAUAAACAAGUCAAGGUUUUGUCCUUGUCAGGAGAGCCCAACAUGGUGUCUGAGGAGUAUCAAAUCAUGACAUUAGGAAUGGGGAAGCUGUUUCAGAGAAUGAUCAACUGUGGCCGCUUUCUCCUUUGUAAUCCACAUUUCAAAGGGAUAUGCAUCAAUGGUGUUUUGUACUAUCCAUCUGUUGAUUUUCCUAGAGGGACUUAUCUGUUAGUUUGUUUUGACGUUAGAUCUGAAAAGCUCACCUUUAUUAAUGACGAUAAUUUUAUCAUAAUGGUGGGAACUAUGAUAAACUACAAUGGUAAAUUAGGUUUUCUUCUGUCUGUGAAAUCUGACUACGUUGAUGAAAGCAGUACAAGUGUUAACCUGUGGGUACUUGAGGAUAUCGAAAAGCAGGAAUGGUCUGAGCAUAUUUAUGUAUUGCCUCAUUUGUGGAAGGAUAUUGUUGGGAGAGCCUCGUUAAGCUUUGUUGGAAUGACGCGUGCAAAUGAGAUUGUGAUGCAGCCGCUAGCCUAUCCACCAACCCCUUUGUACCUAAUCUACUUCAAUAUUGAGAGGAAUACUGUCGUUAGAGUUGCAAUCCAAGGAAUGGAUGGUUCUGGGUGUGCUCAUGUUAAAAUCUUUCUAGACCAUGUAGAGAAUGUGAAGCUUCUGUAAGUGUUUAGGUACUUCAUAACUUGAGACUUUGUUUGGCUAUAUGUUCUAAGUUAAGUUUGUUGCUGUGUACUCUCUUCUCUUUAGAUGGAAAUCUACUUUGUGCUUUGUACUCUCUUCUCUUUAAAGCUACUUUGUGAAACAGGUCAAUAUUAUGA
Messenger RNA from Brassica oleracea var. oleracea, 1222 nucleotides. RefSeq names its product putative F-box protein At2g19630. Lineage: Eukaryota; Viridiplantae; Streptophyta; Magnoliopsida; Brassicales; Brassicaceae. The record is from RefSeq and is a predicted model, not a curated record. The transcript has a single exon. The coding region runs from base 102 to 1067 and encodes 321 amino acids.